Molecule: messenger RNA, 2128 nt
Organism: Oppia nitens
Lineage: Eukaryota; Metazoa; Arthropoda; Arachnida; Sarcoptiformes; Oppiidae
Product: nuclear hormone receptor HR96-like
Exons: 9
Coding region: 271-1938 (555 amino acids)
Biological process (GO): cell differentiation; positive regulation of transcription by RNA polymerase II; negative regulation of transcription by RNA polymerase II
Molecular function (GO): nuclear receptor activity; zinc ion binding; RNA polymerase II cis-regulatory region sequence-specific DNA binding
Source: RefSeq, a predicted model, not a curated record
AACUCCACAAAAUUUUAAAACUUCAUAAUAAGUGAAUAAAAAUAAUAAAAAAAACAUUUUUUAAGUUUAUUAAUUAACUUUUAUGUGUUUGUUCAUUGAAAACUGGUAUUUACCAGUGCCAUAUACAUACCAGUGCCAUAUAUACAUACCAGCUUGGGUGAUAUUAUUAAUAAGUAUCACACACUUGGAAUUGUAUACGUUUUAUAUAACACAUACUGUAGCUAUUUUCAUCAAAUAAAUAAUAUAUGUCUUCAAUAUAAAUCAAUAUAUAUGACAAACAUAACAGCGUUAAGUCAAAAGUUAAGUUCAAAUUCACGUAAAACUAUGGAUGCAAUCAAGAUAUGUGUUGUUUGUGGCGAUCGGGCAAACGGCUAUAAUUUUAAUGUAAUCGCAUGCGAGUCGUGUAAAGCAUUUUUUAGGAGAAAUGCAUUGAGGAAAAAGGAAUUCAAGUGUCCUUUUAGUGGCAAUUGUAAGAUAGACUCAAUUACUCGUAAGUUCUGCCAAAAGUGUCGUUUGCAGAAAUGUUUCGACUCAGGAAUGAAAAAAGAUUUAAUAUUGACUGACGAAGAAAAGCGUAUAAUUAAGUUUAAAAUCGCUGAAAAUAAGCAAAAACGAGUCAAAUUAAGUGACAGUAAUUCAGUGGACUCAACCAUCACCAGUACCACCAUUACUACCACUGCCACCAAUCCGUUAGCAAUGUCUAUAAGUUCUACAUUCAAUGGCAUAAAUACCGACACUGGUGUUCAUCCCUUAAAUAUUGUUUAUCCUAUUAAUCAUCAUUAUUUGUCACAAAUAUUGAUGAAUAAUACCAACAAUAGAGAACAUAUUUUGGGAGAUUCUCAACAUUUUAUGAACAAUUUUAGACAAAAUAAUUGUGAUAAUACUGUUAUUAGUCAGCUUUCUUAUCCUAUAAAAAGUCAUUUAGCCAACAAUGAAGAAAACAGUAACGGCUCGUCCAAUAGUAACCACUCCCGUCCCUCAGUAAUCAAGUAUAUGCCGAAUGAAACGAAACCGAAACCUAAUAUGAAUGUCGAGGAACUGGAGUUUUUCAAUAAAUUUUUUUGUCUCAACAAAUUAGAAGAGAUAUUUCGGUCUGAAAUUGAGAAUGACUUAUCCAACGGCAUCGGUAGUGACAAUAGUCGUUCGGGUAGUCCAACACAAAUGACCGGCGAUGACAAACCACCCAAACAUUCAAUAUGUAAUUUAAUACCCGUUUACAGAUCAGACAGCGAUCGAGUGCUCAACGAUUUAGAGCGAAACCGUAUGAAUGAGUUAAGCGAUGCAUUCGCCGAUAUCAAGGAUCCGGAUGUCAUUCAAACUGAAAACAAUCAGCACUUGGAUGCGGUCAAACUGACAGAUAAGGCGGUCCAACAAUUGAUUAAAAUGAUUAGAAAGAUCAACGGCUAUAAGAACCUGUGCCAACACGACCAACUGGCCCUCAUGAAGGCCGGGUGUACUGAACUAAUAAUUUUACGGUCCGUUCAAAAUUAUAACUUCGAGCGCGAGUUUUGGUCGUUUCCAUUCAUGAGCGCACGUGAUGAUAUUAAAAAUAUACAGUUAGAUGGUAUGAGACAACCUAAACGUCCGACAAUAUAUGAGGCACACAAACGAUUUAUGAGACUUAUUGGUCAUGAAUGGGAUACAGAUCUUGAUAUUCUUAAUUUGUUGUCAACAAUAGUAUUGUUUGAUCCAAAAAGACCCGAUAUUAUACAUAAAGAUAUGAUAGCAUUUGAACACCAGAUAAACAAGUAUUUAUUGCAACGUUAUCUGGAAAUCAAAUGCGGGACAAAAUCGGCGGCCAAAGAGAAAUACUUGAGAUUAAUGGACACAUUGGAAGAGUUGCAUACAUUGAAUGAGGAAAACGUUAGGUAUCAUCUGGAGGUCGACCCCCGAGAGAUCGGACCCCUACUGAUCGAGCUUUUUAACCUUAAACCAUAAAACACCCCAAAAAUUAAUAACAUUAUCACCAAUUUCAUUGAUCACCAGAUUAUUAUUAAAUUAGUAUCACAAAAAUACAUUGACAUACAUAUAUAAAAUUAAAUUUCACCAGGGCACGUUAUAGAAGUUAUAAAUAAUAUAUAAAUAAUAUAUUUUUAUAUUUUUAUGUGACAUAAAAUAUUUAUUGCUU